AGAGCGGCGGAGGCUUCGGGACCGCGGGCACCUGCAGGGCGCACCCGAACCGCGAGCGCCGCGGGGAGAUUGCUGUGAACGGGACACGGCGCGGAGGGAGCAGAAGGAUGGCAAGCAAGGCAGUGCUGAACGGGGCAGUGGUGAAUGGGGCAGCAGUGAAUGGGGCAGCGAUGAACGGUCACAGUGAGCACAGGAACGCUCCAGGAGCAAACUGCCGGGAUGCUCUGCCGGGUAAGCAGAAGGCAGCAGCUGGCAGGGAUGCAGCAGCAAUGCACCAUGAUGGUGCAGUUGGCAGGGAUGUGGCAGCAGUGCACCUUGGUGGAUCAUCCUUGGCAGCAGCUGUCAGGGAUGCAGCAGCAGUGGACAGCAGUGGUGCAGCUGGCAGCAUCGCUGGGGUGUAUGUGGAGGCUAUGAAGAAGAUGAUGAGCUUUUAUGAUGCCACCAGAGAGCACCUGCUGAGCCUGGAGCCGGCGCUGCUUCUCCUCGAGGCGCAGGCAGCCACGGGUGGCAUUGCUGAUGUGGGGCAGAAGUCACAUGUGUCCGUGGCAGAGGCUGUGCAGAGGGGGCUGGUGGGGCUGGAGCUGAAGGAGAGGCUGCUGGCUGCUGAGAGAGCAGCUGUUGGCUUCAUGGACCCCUACACGGAGGAGCUGAUCCCUCUGUUCCAGGCACUGCGGAAGGAGCUGCUCGGGAGGGAGCAGGGCCUGCGGCUGCUGGAGGCCCAGCUGGCAACCGGGGGCCUCAUCGACCUGGCCACAGGCAGGCGGCUCCAGGCAGAGGCUGCCUGUGAGAAGGGGCUCCUGGAUGAGGAGAUGGGGCAGCUCCUGUCUGAUGGCAGCGAGGAGAGCAAAGGGUUCCUCGACCCCAACAGCAUGGAGAGGGUCAGCUAUGCAGAGCUCAGGGAGCGAUGCAUGGUGGAUCCGGCCUCGGGGUUCCUCCUCCUGCCCCUGCAGCUCACAUUUGCGGGGCUGGGAGGGCGAGUGAGUGGCACAGAGCUGCGGGACGCCGGCAUCAUCAGCCCCGAUGUGCUCAGGGCUCUGCAGGAGGGGAAGGUGUCAGCCCGGGAGGUGGCAGAGGACGACGCAGUGCAGCGGUUUCUGCAUGGCACAAGGAGUGUGGCUGGCGUGGUUCUGGCCUCUGGGGAGCGGAGGAGCCUUUACCAGGCACUGCGGGAGCACCUCCUGCUGCCCGGUGCUGCGCUGGCGCUGCUGCAGGUGCAAGCCUCCACCGGCAGCCUCAUCGACCCCAUCCAGAACAGGAGCUUCUCCGUGGAUGAGGCCGUCAGGAGCGGCCUCGUCGGCCCCGAGCUGCAUGAGAAACUGUCUUCAGCAGAGAGGUCCAUCAGCGGCUACAGGGACCCCUGCACUGGGGAGAUGCUGUCCCUGUUCCAAGCCAUGAGCAAGGGUUUCAUCCCCAGGGACCACGGCCUCCACCUCCUGGAGGCUCAGAUGGCCACCGGAGGUGUCAUCGCUCCGGGCCGGCACCUCCGUGUCCCUGCCGAGACCGCGUGCCGCUGGGGGUACCUGGAUGAGAGCACCCGGCAGCUCCUCACCAAUCCCACUGAGGAAUGCAAAGGGUUCUUCCACCCCAGCUCUCAGGAGAAGCUGAGCUACGCAGAGCUGCUGGCGCAGUGCAUCACCGACCCCAGCACUGGGCUCCUGCUGCUGCCGCUCAGUGACGGAACCGAAGGAACGCGUCUCUUCCUCGACCGCAGCACCCAAAUGGCUCUGGAGAACACAAAGGUGCCCAUUGCUGUAGGCAAGUUCAAAGGAAAAUCGGUGUCUCUCUGGAAGCUCCUCUUCUCUGACUACAUCCAGAGCGAGCAAAGAGCCGCCCUCACCCAGCAGUACCUGGAGGGAGCGCUCUCCAUGCAGGAGAUGGCCAAGGCUGUCCGUACUGCUGUUGAGGAAAUGGCUUCUGCAGCCAACAUCACCUUUGAAGGGCUGAGGGGACGCGUGACUGCCGACCAGCUCCUGAGCUCCGAGAUCAUCAACAAGGAUCUGUUCAAGAAACUGAAGGAGGGGGAAACAUCAGCCAAGGAAGUAGUGGGCAUGGACACGGUCAGGAAGUACCUGGAAGGGACGGGGAGCAUUGCUGGGCUGCUGCUUCCUGAAUCCCAGGAGAAGAUCAGCAUCUACCAAGCUAAGAGGAAAGGGCUCUUGAGGCCAGGGACGUCGCUGAUCCUCCUGGAGGCACAGGCUGCCACCGGCUUUGUCAUUGACCCGGCAGCCAACAAACGUUACUCUGUGGAUGAGGCGUUAAGGGCAAACAUCAUUGGCCCCGACGUCUACGACAAGCUGCUGUCAGCAGAGAAAUGUGUCACCGGGUACCGAGACCCCUGCUCAGGGGACAAGAUCUCGCUCUUCCAGGCCAUGCAGAAGGAGCUGAUUGUCAGGGAGCACGGCAUCCGCCUGCUGGAGGCCCAGAUCGCCACCGGCGGCAUCAUCGACCCCGUGCACAGCCACCGCAUCCCUGUGGAGGUGGCCUACAAGCGCGGCUACCUGGACAAGAAGAUGACCAUCAUCCUGUCUGACCCCAGCGACGACACCAAGGGCUUCUUCGACCCCAACACGGAGGAGAACCUCACCUACCUGCAGCUGAAGGAGAAGUGCGUGACGGAGCCGGGCAGUGGUCUCUGCCUGCUCCCCCUGAACAGCAGGAGGCGGCAGUUUGUGGAUGCUGCCACCCGUGAGCUGUUCUGCAGCUCCUGGCUGCCCGUCCGCUUUGGGCGUCUGCGCGGAGAGAGGGUCUCUGUGUGGGAGCUGCUGACCUCUGAGUAUUUCAGUGAGGGGCGGCGCCGGGAGAUCUUCAACCACUACCGGCUGAAGAAGCUCAGCCUGGAGCAGAUCCGGGCCAUGCUGGAGGAGGAGAUGAAGAAGUGGGCCCCCAUCAAGUUCCCAGCCCUGAGGGGCAGUGUCAGUGCGUACCACCUGAUGGAGACAGGCAUCAUUGACAGGACCCUGCUGGAGGAGGUGCUGGAGGGGUCCGUCAGCCCUGAGGAAGUCCUGCGCAUGGACUCAGUCAGAAAGUACCUCUACGGCUCCGGCAGCAUUGGGGGCAUUGUGCUCCAGCCCUCAAACCAGAGGAUGAGCAUCUACGAGGCCAUGAAACAGAACAUCAUGGUACCCGGAGUAGCCCUACCACUCCUGGAGGCCCAGGCUGCCACGGGCUUCAUCAUUGACCCUGUGAACAACCAGAAGCUCCGUGUGGAUGAGGCCAUCAAGGAGGGCGUCAUUGGGCCGGAGGUGCACGAGAAGCUGCAGCAAGCAGAAGGGGCAGUGUCGGGGUACAAGGACCCCUUCACGGGCAGGAAGAUACCCCUCUUCCAGGCCAUGAAGAAGGGUCUGAUUGCGGACAAGCAGGCCAUGCAGCUGAUGGAGGUGCAGAUGGCGACCGGAGGCAUCAUCGACCCAACGUGCGGCCACCAUGUCCCCAUCGAGGCUGCCCAGAAGCGCGGGUGCCUGGAUGAGGACACAAGCAGAGCCCUUUCUGAGCCCAGAGACAGCAACAGAGCCUUUUGCAUCCCAGACAGCAAGGAGAACGUGAGCUACGCUGAGCUCAUCCAGCGUUGCCAGAAGGACGAGGUGUCUGGCUUCCAUCUGCUGCCUCUGCUGCAGACGGCCGCUCCUGCCUACACAGAUGAGCAAAUCCAGCAGCUCUUCCAGGAAACUAUGGUGAAGGAGAAAGGAGUCUCCCUCUGGGCGCUCAUCCACUCCGGCUACUUCACCGAAGAGCAGCGGAGGGGCUUUGUGGAGAGGUUCCGUGCAAAGGAAACGUCGCUGCAGCAGCUGAUUGCACUGGUGCUUGGGCUGGUCGGGGAGAUGGAAAUGAAAGCCCGCACCCACAUCAUGCUGGGGGGUCUGCAGGGCAGCGUCCCUGCCGUCUGGCUGCUGGAGGCCGGCAUCAUCACAGAGAAGAUGUUUGAAGAGCUGGCUCAGGGCAUCCGAACUCCUGAGGAGGUGGCUGAAGUGGGCAGCGUGAAGAGAUACCUGCAGGGCACGGGCAGCAUCGCUGGGGUGAUCGUAGAGGAGUCCAAAAAGAAAAUGAGUUUUUACGAUGCCAUGAAGAAUAACCUCCUCCUGCCUGGGGCUGCCCUGAAGCUGCUGGAAGCUCAGGCGGCCACAGGGUACCUCACUGACCCUGCCACGAGCCAUAGGUUUAGCGUGAGGGAUGCUGUGCGGGCGGGCGUUGUUGGCAAAGAGCUCACUGAGACGCUGCUCCGUGCAGAGAGGGCGGUGGUGGGCUACACAGACCCCUACACUGGGAGCCCCAUCUCCCUGUGCCAGGCAGUCAGGAAGGAGCUCGUUCCCAUGGCUGAUGCUGUGCCUUUGCUGGAGGCCCAGCUGGCCACUGGAGGGGUCAUCGAUCCCAUCCACCACCAUCACCUCCCACUCCAGGCUGCAUACAGGUACGGCUUCUUCGAUGAGGACUUGAACCAAAGCCUCGUGCAGCUGAAUGACAGCACCCAGAUCUUCUUCGAUCCAAACACAAAGGAAAACGUGACCUACCAGCAGCUGAAGGAUCGGUGCAUUUACGAGGCUGAGACGGGUCUCUGGCUCCUUCCUCUGUCCAAAAAUGCAAUGUUCUGUGUGGAUGACCAAACCAUGGAGGUGCUGAAAUCUGUGACUGUCUGUGUCAAUGUAGGGCGGUUCAAAGGACAGACAGUAUCUGUCUGGGACCUCCUCAACUCUGAGUACAUCACGGACAGCAAAAGGAGAGAGCUGGUGCAGAAAUACAAAGAUGAGAAUGCCGAAGCACUGCAAGAAAUCGUAACGAUUGUCACCACAAUUAUCACAGAAACCGAGGCACAAGGCAGGAAGUUUGCAUUCAAAGGUCUGCGGAAAAAGGUGUCUGCCAGUGAUCUCUUCCGGUCCCAGCUGAUAGACAAAAAAACCCUCGAUGAGCUCAACCAGGGGAAGAAAACGGUCCAAGAAGUCACCAAAAUGGACUCUGUUCGCAUAUACCUGGAGGGCAGCAAUUUCAUAGCGGGGGUCCUCAUCCAGCCAAGCAAUGAGAAGAUGAGCAUCUACCAGGCCAUGAGGAGAGGCAUCCUGAGGCCAGGCACGGCACUGGUGCUGCUGGAGGCACAGGCUGCCACUGGCUACAUCAUCGACCCAGAGAAAAACAAGAAAUUUUCAGUGGAGGAGGCGCUGAAGGCUGGACUCGUUGGAGUGGAGGUUUAUGAAAAGCUGCUCUCUGCAGAAAGAGCUGUGACGGGCUACGUUGACCCCUACACAAAAGCACCCAUGUCCCUCUUUGAAGCCAUGAACCAAGGGCUGAUAGUGAAGAGCCAUGGCGUCCGCCUGCUGGAGGCCCAGAUCGCCACCGGCGGCAUCAUCGACCCCGUGCACAGCCACCGCAUCCCCGUGGAGGUGGCCUACAAGCGUGGAUACUUCAAUGAGGAAAUGAACCGCGUCCUGUCUGACCCCAGCGAUGACACCAAGGGCUUCUUCGACCCCAACACGCACGAAAACCUCACCUACAUGCAGCUCCUGGAGAGGUGUGUUCAGGAUGCAGAGACGGGGUUGUACAUGCUACAGGUUGUGCAGGAAGGGGGAAAAUACUUCUACGUUGAUGAGCUGACAAGGCAGAUUCUGCAGUCAAAGCCUCUUCGAGUGAAAGUUGGAAGAUUCAAGGACCAAACAAUGUCCAUCUGGGACAUUCUCUACUCUCAUUAUAUCUCUGAGCAGAAAAGGAAAGAACUAUUAAAGCAAUACAAAUGCAAGACUCUUACUCUCGAAGACCUUAUAGCUCUCAUCCUCAAAGUAAUUGAGGAUACAGAGCAAAAAGGAGAAGCCCUCAAGGUUAAAGGGCUGCGGGGAGAGGUGUCGGUGUCAGAGCUGUUCAACUCGGAGAUAAUUGACAAGAGGACUCUGGAGCAACUGCAGGAUGGGAGCCUGACACUUGCCAGCCUCACCAAGAAGGAUGCAGUCAGAACAUACCUGGACGGCACUGGGUGCAUCGCCGGAGUGCUACUGCCAUCAAGGAAAGAGAGGAUGAGCAUCUACCAGGCACUGGAGAGGGGGCUCCUCUCCGAGCAGUGUGCGCUGGGGCUGCUGGAGGCACAGGCUGCCACCGGCUUCCUCAUUGACCCAGUCACCAACCAGAAGCUCUCCGUGGACGAGGCCGUCUCAUCUGGGCUGGUGGGCAGGGAGCUGCAUGAGAAGCUGCUGUCUGCAGAGAGAGCUGUGACAGGAUACACAGAUCCCCAGGUAGGUGCUAAGAUCUCCCUUUUCCAGGCCAUAAGGAGUAAGGUAGCAGCCAAGGAGCAUGGCAUCCGUCUGCUGGAGGCACAGAUUGCCACUGGUGGGAUCAUUGACCCCGUGCACAGCCACCGCCUGCCUGUGGAGGUGGCCUACCGGCGUGGCCACCUGGAUGGGGACACGUUCCUCCUGCUUUCUGAUCCCGACCAUGGCAGCAAAGGAUUUAUAGACCCAAAUAUCCAUGAGAAAAGCAGCUACAGUCAGCUUCUGAAACGGUGUUCCAAAGACACAGACACAGGACUGUACCUGCUGCCAGUCCUGGAGAAAGAGGAGGACUAUUUCUACAUCGAUGAGCAUACAAAGAAAGCAUUGAUGUCAACAAAGGUAGAGGUGUCUGUUGGGAAAUACAAAGGGAGUGAAUUAUCACUGUGGGAACUUCUGUGCUCUGAGUACAUCACAGAAGAGAAAAGACAAGAACUUGUGAAAAAAUAUAAAGAGGAAUCCCACCACAUCAUACAGAGAAUCAUUGACAUAAUAUUAAACAUCAUCAAAGAGAAAGAGCAGAACAGAAGCGACGUUUGGUUCCAAGGCAUCAGACAACAAAUAACAGCGUCAGAACUUCUCAGUGCACAGAUAAUAACAGAAGAAACCAUGGAAAAACUCAAGGAAGGAAAAGAGACUGCAGAAGAAAUAGCACAGAAGGAGACUGUGAGACAAUACCUCGAGGGAACAGGCAGCAUCGCCGGUGUGCUGGUGCCCUCCAAGGCUGACCCUGACCAAAUGGAGAAGAUGAGCAUCUACCAGGCCAUGUGGAAGGGCAUCCUGAGGCCUGGGACAGCACUCGUGCUGCUGGAGGCACAGGCUGCCACUGGUUUCAUCAUCGACCCAGUAAAGAACCAGAAGCUCUCCGUGGACGAGGCCGUCUCCUCCGGGCUGGUGGGCAGCGAGCUGCAGAAGAAACUGGUCUGUGCAGAAAAAGCUGUGACGGGAUACAGCCACCCGAGCACAGGACAGAAGAUGUCCCUCUUCCAGGCCAUGCAGAAGGAGCUGAUCGUCAGGGAGCACGGCAUCCGCCUGCUGGAGGCCCAGAUCGCCACCGGCGGCAUCAUCGACCCCGUGCACAGCCACCGCCUGCCCGUCGAAGCCGCCUACCAGCGGGGCUACUUUGACCGCGAGAUGAGCCGCGUCCUGUCCGACCCCAGCGACGACACCAAGGGCUUCUUCGACCCCAACACGCACGAGAACCUCACCUACAUGCAGCUCCUGCGCCGCUGCGUGCCCGACCCGGACACGGGGCUGCUGAUGCUGCAGCUGAUGGACAAGGGCUCGGUGCUCUACCAGCUGAGCGAGGACGCCCGCAAAGCCCUGCAGACCGCCCGCACCAGCGUCAGCGCGGGGCUCUUCCACGGCCAGAGCGUCACCCUCUGGGAGCUCCUCUUCUCUCGCUACGUCCCCGAGCGCCGGCGCCAGGACCUCCUGCGCAAGUACAAGGCGGGCACGCUGAGCAUCUCCGAGAUGACCGCCCUUCUCACCAGCAUCGUCAGCGGGGCCGCGGGACGGGGCCGUGCCGCCUCCAGCCAGGAGACGACGCAGCAGGAGGCCCCGCCUCCGGCCCACAACGGCGAUGCCGGCAGCUCCCGGCAGGACGGCGAGCGCCACACGGCCGCGGCCGCGGCCAUGGAGCUGGAGCUGGAGCUGGAGCUGGAGCGGGCCCUGUCGUCGCGCAGCAUCGAGGUGCCGGGCGGCGACUUCCACGGCAGGAAGGUCUCCCUCUGGGAGCUCCUCUUCUCCAAGUACGUCUCCGAGGCCAAGAGGCACGAGCUGCUGGGGAAGGCCCGCGACGGCAGCCUGACGCUGGACGAGCUGGCCAGGCUGCUCGCCCUCCUGGUCCAGGAGGCGGUGGAGCGGAGCAGCAAGGUGACGUUCCGGGGCCUCAGGCGGCAGGUGACCGCCUCGGACCUGCUGGACUCGGGCAUCAUCGACAAGGACACGUUGGCCGAGCUGGUCCAGGGCUCCAAGACGGUGGAGCAGGUGACGCAGAUGGCCUCCGUCAAGCGCUACCUGGACGGCACGGGCUGCAUCGCCGGCGUGCUGGUGCCCUCCAAGGCCGACCCCGCCAAGACGGAGAAGAUGAGCAUCUACCAGGCCAUGUGGAAGGGCAUCCUGAGGCAGGGCACCGCCCUGGUGCUGCUGGAGGCGCAGGCUGCCACCGGCUUCCUCGUCGACCCGCUCACCAACCAGAAGCUCUCCGUGGACGAGGCCGUCUCCUCCGGGCUGGUGGGCAGCGAGCUGCACGAGAAGCUGCUGUCGGCCGAGAGGGCCGUCACGGGCUACACCGACCCCUACACCGGCGCCCAGAUGUCCCUCUUCCAGGCCAUGCAGAAGGAGCUGAUCGUCAGGGAGCACGGCAUCCGCCUGCUGGAGGCCCAGAUCGCCACCGGCGGCAUCAUCGACCCCGUGCACAGCCACCGCCUGCCCGUCGAAGCCGCCUACCAGCGGGGCUACUUUGACCGCGAGAUGAGCCGCGUCCUGUCCGACCCCAGCGACGACACCAAGGGCUUCUUCGACCCCAACACGCACGAGAACCUCACCUACAUGCAGCUCCUGCGCCGCUGCGUGCCCGACCCGGACACGGGGCUCUAUUUCCUCAAGAUUUUUCCUGAUUAAUUAUAAUUACUGUCUGUUUUUUUCUGUGUUUUUACCUUGGUGAACAAUUUUCAGGCUGUUACUACUUGUUUUGCUUCUUGCAUUUUUGUCUCCCUUAUUUUUUCUCACUGACUUACCUUGUUUUUCUUAUUCUACUGCGAGCACUUUCAGUAUUUCCUUCUUUGCUUUCAUUUUUUCAUAGUAUUCACACAUGAAAUAUGGUUUUGAAGUGACUCAGUGAUGCAUUACGUUAUACCAUCUAAUCCUUUUUCUUUUAUUACCUUCCUGGAAUUUAUGAAUCAGCCUGGCUUAUCUCCGGUCAUUUAUGUGCAAUAUGUUGUAUGCUUUCUUCUUAUAUGGGCAAAAAUCUCUUACAGUAUUAGCUGACAUGAGAGCUGAAUUUUUACUUCCCAUCUCAUGUAUAUUCUUUAUGCACUGAACAUGUUUGCACCAAUCGCCAUGGCACUGACACAGUUUUAGGUUUGCACAUCUGAAGCUUACAUGCAGACACAGCAUCGUGCUUAUGUUGGGUGCUCCUGGAGGGGCUUCCUGAGCUUGCUCUCACUGCCUCAGCCCAUCCUGUUUUCCCAGGGGUCUCUGGACCACUUCCUCUCUCAUCUGAGUGCUGGUUGUUCUCUCACUGCUUCAUACACUGCAAUCACUUGGUACUUACUUUCAUAGUAUCACCAUCACCGAGGUUGGUUCCCCUCCCUUCAGUUCUCUUGUUCUACAGAGUGCACCCGUAGAGUUGUUCCUUGGGAUCCUUGCAGGUGACAGGAGACAGCAGUGGGUGCUGUGCCGUACUGCUGGCCAGGGCUGUGCUGGUAGCAGUGAGCAGCAGGGAGCUGCAGGAGGGAGCUGUGCCUCUGCUGCUUCCUUCCCUCAUUUCUCAGCUCUGCUAUUCCCUGUGUUUCACUCACCUGUCCUCCUCCAGGUGCACACCAUGUGCAUGCUCCCAACUGGAGACAGCCCUGGGACCACUGUGCUGUACAGUUCUGGGCUGAAUAACUCUACUCCUGUUUAAUAAAAGGAAACUUACAAUCCUCAGAUGCACUGACUGUGGAUGUUUGUAAUUAACCCAGUUAUGUUCUGGAAAAGCAAGUUUUCACUGUUGUCUUUAGAGCUGACAGUAGAAAACAAAUGUAUGUGAGAUGUGGAAAUUAGCAAUGAACCUCAUCAGAGCACCAGGGAUGUGUGGGAGUCCCCAUUCCUGGAGGUGUCCCAGAGCUGUGCAGAUGUGGCAUGCAGG
Molecule: messenger RNA, 10095 nt
Organism: Phasianus colchicus (ring-necked pheasant)
Lineage: Eukaryota; Metazoa; Chordata; Aves; Galliformes; Phasianidae
Source: RefSeq, a predicted model, not a curated record